Dunckerocampus dactyliophorus (ringed pipefish) is the source of this 6242-nucleotide messenger RNA. RefSeq names its product FBJ murine osteosarcoma viral oncogene homolog B (gene fosb). NCBI's taxonomy places the organism in Eukaryota, Metazoa, Chordata, Actinopteri, Syngnathiformes, Syngnathidae. The coding region runs from base 1645 to 2937 and encodes 430 amino acids. The record is from RefSeq and is a predicted model, not a curated record. The transcript is spliced from 5 exons. Gene Ontology annotation, molecular function: DNA-binding transcription factor activity, RNA polymerase II-specific; RNA polymerase II cis-regulatory region sequence-specific DNA binding. Gene Ontology annotation, cellular component: nucleus. Gene Ontology annotation, biological process: regulation of transcription by RNA polymerase II.
GAAUGAUUUACAACUUUGUAUCUGUCUCAUUUCUACGCUGCGCUUAUGAGGCGCUCAAGCACACUGCGUAUUUCUGAGUGUUAGGAGUCUGCUUUUUUUCGAUGUAUUAGUUAUUAUAAUAUAUAUAUGUAUUUCACAUUGUUUUCUGCAAGUACAACUAUAAUGUUCUCUUUUAAAUGUGUUUUGUGUUGAUAUUGGAGGGUGUCUGGAACGGGCUAAUUGGAUUUCUAUUACGUAUUUCUAUACAUUUUGGUUUUCGUCUGACCUUUUGGAACCGAUUAAUGACGACAACCACUGUACUGUAGAUAUAGGCUAUUUAGAUUGCAUAACAGUACACAGAAUUGAAUAGUAUUCUAACAGAGGGGUUAUUUAGAACUUUUACACCUACUAUAUCACUAAAACUAACAGUAACUUAUGCUGCGUCUUAUCGUAAAUAAAAGGAUUUAUAAAGUCCAAAACUCCUUGUUGCCGUCACAUUAAGAUUCUAUUGUAUAAUGAUUUAAAAUACUUCUAGACUCUUACUAUUGCUUAGCAGCACAAAUAAUUGAAUAGUAUUGUAUGAAAGAGAUUACAUAGAACUAUCAAAACACAUUUAAAGAUACCCCCCAGUACUUGAAUAUAGUAGGAUGGAUGGAUGGAUGGAUGGAUGGAUGGAUACUGUAGAUAAAUAGAUACUGUAGAUAGAUAUUUAUUAAUCCCCUUGGGGAAAUUUGGGUAUCCAGUCACUCACAAUAUGCAGUACGGUCCUAAAAUACAAUAAAAGUCUCAAAGCAUAAAUCUAGCAUAAAAGUGAUAAAAACAAUCUAAAAUGUACAUAUUACAAAAUAAUAAAUAUGAGCAAAACAAUAGAAACUAUGAGAAAAGAAAUUUGCAAGACCAUUACAAAUAUAUACAUGGAAAUCCUGUCCAUUACUCAAUUGAAAAAAAUAUUUGGAAAAAAAUGCACCUGAUGGUAAAUUCAUCAGGAAGAAUGUUUUAUUUGUGCACUUUAAUUCAUGAAGUCAUUUCACUUUUGCAGUACAAGGAGACCUCUCUUAAUUGUUUUACUGAGUAUAUUUUAAAGAAAGUUACUUUUUUUUUUACUAUACCUGUACUUUAGUAAAAAUGUUAUCAAAGUAUCUGUACUUAGUUCCACCUGUGUAUAGGGUGAAAACAUAUAACGUCAUUAUAAACAAAAAAUGUUUAAUACUUGUAACACUUUUAUUUCUGGAAGUUUCCAGUCAGAAAUAGUCAGACGGUGAGAAAUAACCAUCGCUUUUGAAAUUAUAUUUUAAAAAGGAAACAGCUAUUAUUAUACACCGGCGAGGUAAGGUUUUGGACCCUUUCAAUGCGAGAGGGAAUCCCUCGACGUCACCAAGGAUACCAAACACAACAGCAGUGCACAAAUAUGGGCAUGUACGUCAGCGGAACCCCGAGGCGGGACUUAAAUGCCUCGGUUGUAGGUUUACCCAAGGAGGAUUCAUUCAUAAGACAAAAUCGGCUUGUUUGUACCGUAAUUUCAUCUCGCAUCCGCCGGGUCUCGCCGCAAAAAGGACUUUAUGGAUCUAUCUAAGUAAAGAAGGAAGGACCUAGAGCAUUUCUUGGGGACAGCGGACAAUUUUCACCCCCAUUUUGUUCGCGGGGAAGUGGAUUAAAAGUUUCUUCAUGCAACUUUUUUGGAAAGACAGCUGGAGCAGCUCACACGGAAACAGCAAAAAGACUACUAACGGUGCCACGGUCUCUUUCGGUCCCCCCGGGGAAAUGUACCAAGGGUUCCCCGGCGACCCCGACAGCGGUUCCCGUGGAAGCUCCUCUCCGUCCAUAGAGUCCCAGUACCUCUCCUCAGUGGACUCCUUCGGGAGCCCGCCGACCACCAGUGCUCCCCAGGAGUGUGUGUCAGCCGGAGCUGGCUUGAGCAUUGUGGGUAGCGGGCCGACAUCCAGCGCCGGAGGGGAGAUGCCCGGCUCAUUUGUGCCGACCGUCACUGCCAUCACCACCAGCCAGGACCUGCAGUGGAUGGUUCAGCCCACGCUCAUCUCCUCCCAGGCCUCGGGCCAGAGUGGCACCACUGGCACCUCCACCAUGACCCAGCCGGUGUUACUGGUCGACCCGUACGACAUGCCGGGUCCUAGUUAUUCCUCCGGGUCUAGAUUCACCCCAUCGAGUUCGGACACUGCUGGUCCGGCUCCGGGCCCCAUCCGCCAGUCCAGAACCCGUAGUCGUCGCACACGAGACGAGUCUGUGAGUGAAGACGGAGAUGUUGGUGUGUUACUGUCUCCAGAAGAGGAGGAGAAGCGGCGUGUCCGUCGAGAGAGGAACAAACUGGCCGCCGCGAAAUGCAGAAACCGGAGACGGGAGCUCACAGACAGACUGCAGUCGGAGACGGAUAACCUGGAGGAGGAGAAGGCCGAACUGGAGGCUGAGAUCUCUGAGCUCCAAAAGGAGAAAGAGCGCCUGGAGUUUGUCCUGGUGGCCCACCAGCCCAACUGCAAGAUCCUUUACCAGGAGCAGCCCCAGCCAAGCUCGGCGCCGCUGCCUGCCCAGACCUUACAAGCCCCUCCCUCCAUUGUGAGCUUGGCGGUGAAGGAAGACUCUUUCUAUCUUCCCGCCUCCUACACAACGGGCCACCCGGCCUCUUCACAGUCGCAACAGCAGCAGCAGCAGCAGCAAGUCCAGCAACAGCCUCAGCCAGGGAUGAUGCAGGAGGUAGAGUUUUCACGUUCUUUCUAUGGCCCGAGUGAGGCGUUGGCGCCUGGCGGGUUGUGCCUCAUGGCCGGCGACGGUGGCGGUGGUGGUAACCAUGACAAUGCGGCCAUUGCCAGCCACAGCACCUCAUACACAUCUUCAUUUGUGUUCACCUACCCAGAGGGAGCCUGCGGGGUCAGUGCCAACCAUCGGAACAGCAGUAGCGAGCAGUCAUCUGAUUCCUUGAACUCGCCUUCUCUGCUGGCGCUCUGACUGACCGACAAAACACGCUCAUAUCUUACGCUUGCUGACAGUAUGGGGUGACGCCCCCUUUGAGCAGUCUUGCGGAUUGAGUAAAAGACUUUUAAGUAAAAAAAUUUUAAGCAUUCCAAGAAAGAGCCGUGCCAACUGAGUGUGGCGGCGUAAUUGCAUAUGUCAAUCAGACAAAAAGAGAUAUGAUACACAUUAGACUCAACUCGGUCAUCAGCAAGCUGCACCGGUGCCCCCACCUUGUUCCCUCUGAGGGUCGUCCCGCCUUCUGUCAUCCACUUUUCCAUCCCUCCCUCCUCUUUUUGACGAGUGUUGUAUUAGCGCACAAAAGGAGGAGAGAAAGACCGCACUCACCACCGCUAAUCCUUCAUCCCCUUUUGCUUGGAAGGCGUCUGCUUCUCGUGUGCUGUCCCUGCUCCCGUUUUUUUACAAUUCCUCUGCCAUGCCAGCAUCUCUUUUUCUCUUCUUCUGUCUCUUGUGUUUCUCCCCCCCCCCUCUCUCUCGCUCUCUCUCUCUGAAGUCCUCGACUCCCGAGAGCCCGAAGACCCCCAAGAGCCCUUGGAACCUUGAGUGAAAACACACACACAUCACCUUAACCUCUCAGGUUAAGAUGCAGAACUCCUGGAUCAGGAUUCUGGAUUCCCAAAAAGCCCACCCCUGGCGCACUCACUGGGAGCUGCGGCUGGACGCUUGCACACACGGACGCAAGGUCGAUGCAAAAAAAAGUACGAUGGAGGUCUUUAAACGAGCCACACCAUGAUGAUAAUGCAUACUGCGUGGCUCUGAAGGCUCUGAGGUGCUGGGAUGAUGGAUGACGCCCAUUCUGUCCAUGGAUGUUUGUUGUUGUGAGCCAAAUGCAAAGCUAAAAGAAAACAUAAAAAAGAAAAAGAUCCUGCUCUCGCCAAUUUUGUGGCGGCUUGACCCUUUAAAGACGUCAUCAUAUCGCCAUCGCUUUUGCAUUGUGUUUUUCCCCCACGUGAAGAUCCAGACAGACAACCUCCAAAAAAUUGGCCGCCUGGCCUGUUUAUUUCUUUCUUGAGUGAGGUUGUAUCUGCGACUGAGCACACACAGCAAAGACCCAGAAAACAAAAAGAGGAGAGCAUCCCGGGGCCGGCGUUGCGUGAGCGUCCUCUCUUUUUGCCUGUGAAUUUGUACCAUUUGUUUUUCCUCGUACGUUCCAGUGACACUUGUUACAUAUUUUAAUGUCUUUUUUAUGUGUUUGAUUGUUCUGCUUCUACUUGUGCCUUGUUUUAUUGCUUCUAGCCUCCAACUCUUAUUGUUGCAUUGUACUAUUUGAUUUUUUUUCAUGAUUUGAUUGUGUUUCAUGUGGCAACUUUGGAGGCAUGUUGUGCACAAAAGUUUUAAAAAAAGCCUUUACAUCAUGUAUAUAUACUAUAUAAGUGUAUGUAUUAUGAUCGUUGAGUAUGAAUGUCUUGCAGAUCGAAAACAGAUAUUUUUGAAGAAGAAUCUGAUGUUACUGAGGUUUAAAAUGAAUAUUUUUCUAAGAGAAUGGAAAUAUAAAUCUAUGAAAGAUUUAAAACAAAAAUGGCCGUGUCCCUUAACACGAAGCACUAUGUCUCUUGCAAUGUGUAUUUAUGUUUUCUAAAACAGUUAACAGCACUAUCCGAGACAAUGUAAAUGUAUGUUGAUACGUAACUAUGACGUUAGGAGGUUGUGGUGACGCCUUUUUGUUUUGUCUUUUUCUCUGUGAGGUCUGACCCAGAGCUACUGAUGCUGCCGUCUUUAGUAGAGCCAAAAUGACACAACAAAUACUACAGCUGGUCAGACCAUAUUGAAGUUACAUUUGCAGAAAAGAUUCUUUAUGCACUCCUGCGCACAAUAAACUUAUUGUUCCAUAAUGAACUCAAAUCAUGUGUAUUUGAAGGACAAGCAUAUUGAUUCACUUCCAUAUUUAUGAUGAUAGUGGCUUUAUUUUGAAUAAAUACACCAUUUAAACCCAAUUUCCUAUCAGAUGUGGCUCUUGGUGCUCAGACAGUGGGUGGACCUCACUUUUAAGUUAUUAAUGACUGUAUUUAGGUGUUGAAGAUACCUUUUUUUUUCUCUCUCCAAGAUGCAAAUGUGAUGAGAAUAUGUUCUGGUGUCGGAAUAAGCAUAAAACAUAUUCACUAGUUCUCAUGUACAUAGUUAUUUCUUUCCUUGUGGUGCUACUUUACAAUAAUGAAAAAAGAGGACUUCAUGUCGUAUGGUGCCGCAGCUUACAUUAGCUCCAACCAAUAGCAGUAGUAGUGAAUUCAGUGCAGCGCAAUCUCUUGUAGUUACGUCAUAAAAACAAUAUUGAUAUUCACACGCACCAUUAAAUGUGUGAGCUACACCUCAGAGGCCCUUGCACUGAACACACAACAUGCUCGACAUCCAUUUAUCUGUUUUCUUUGGAUUUCCAUUUCUCUUUUCAUGAAUACAACAAAGUGACUUCGAAAAGGAGGCAUGUUUAUCAAUACUAACCAACCGACCAACCUGCUUGUACUGUACUGAACGGCUGUGACGGCAUCAAUUGAAGAAGAGUUGCUCCUAUUUUUCUACAUGAUGCUUUGACUGUUGCAAUGUAUUUUUAUCAUUCCAUACUCGUCACAAAUCCACACGUUAUUGUUGAUUUGAAAUGCAAUACCUAUGAUGCUCUUGGAGAAACAUAAUGUAGCAAAUCUUAAUUUGCGGUGAGGUCAAACUGCUACUAUAUGUCCAGUGUGAUGAUGUAUUGCUUCUGAUAUUCAAAGUUACUCCCACAAAUGUAUUGCAACAGUUACUUUUGUUUUGUAUCAGUGUUUCAUCUAUUUUGCUUAUCAUGACAUUGUAUUUUUUUUUCAUCAUUGUCACAUUCAGUAGAAUAAUAAUGAUAUUAAGUACAUGUUAUGUUUACAGCAGUGAAAGAGCCAAAGAUAUUUUGUUGGAUAUGAUGUUAUUUUUCUCUGCGUAUAUACACUAUAAUGUCAAAUAACUGUAUCCAUUGUUUUUCUAGUUUUAAUGUCAGGCUUGUUAUGCUCAAAGGGGCCAACAUAUAUGAAAACGUUUUUAAUAUGUAGUCUCAAAUCUUAUCCACAAUCCCACUUCUAUUUCUGUCCAUAUAAUAAUUUACAUUAUAUACUUUGCCUCCUUUUUCCCAAAAUUUCCUCGGGGGGGCAAUCAAAUAUCUACAGAAUGUAAUAUUUUAAGUCAACUGACCAAAUCCAGUUAAUUUUUGAAUUUGCAAAGCGGUAAUAAACUGUUUGCGACUGUGGGUGGUGGGCAUGAACUUGAAGUGUUAUCAAAUUACUUCGCUUUUGUCUGUUUACAACAAAUUGAAAUCCACAAUA